CCGCUUCCAGUCAUUUUUUCCAUUGUUGAAAUCUCCCAAAGGCCAAAACCCCAUUUCGCUCUGCUCUUCACAGUCCGCGAGUCGCAACACACCAGGAAAUCCAUGUAGAAAGAUUCCUUUUUCUUCUUCUUCUCCGGAAGCCUCUCUGUCAUUCUCAGAAAAGAUGCAGCCAGGAGGAUUUACUGAUGGUGGAGCCGCCCCCUCUGAUUUGGGCCAGCUCCAGGCUACCAUGCACGCCAUUGAGCUUGCUUGCACUUCCAUUCAGACGCAGUACAAUACAUCUGCUGCUGAGGCAACUAUUUUAUCGCUAUCCCAGGCACCUCAGCCGUAUAAAGCAUGUAAAUUCAUUCUUGAGAAUUCUCAGGAUCCAAAUGCCAGGUUUCAGGCUGCUGCAGCAAUUCGGGAUGCAGCUAUCAGGGAAUGGAGUUUUCUUGCAGCUGAUGAUAAGAAGAAUUUAAUUAGUUUUUGUCUAUGCUUUAUUAUGCAACACGCAAGUUCAAUUGAGGGUUAUGUUCAAUCAAAAGUUUCCUCAGUGGCUGCCCAAUUGAUGAAAAGGAGUUGGCUUGAUUUCACGGAUGCCGAGAAGGCUGCUUUUCUUCACCAGGUAAACCAGGCUAUUCUCGGUGUGCAUGGUAUGGAUGUGCAGUACACUGGAAUCAACUUCCUGGAAUCUUUGGUAUCCGAGUUUUCUCCUUCUACUUCAAGUGCUAUGGGUCUUCCUAGAGAGUUCCACGAGCAGUGUCGGAAAUCAUUAGAGCUGGACUAUCUGAAGACAUUGUACUGUUGGGCACGGGAUACGGCUUCUAAUGUCUCGAAUAUAAUAAUUGAAUCUGAUGAUGCAGUACCUGAGGUUAAAGUUUGUACUGCUGCGCUUCGUCUCAUGCUACAAAUCCUGAACUGGGAUUUUCGAUACGACACCAGUGUUGCAAAAGGUGGUGUCAAUGUAUUCUCUUCUGGAAUUAGACCUUACAAUGCUUCAUCAAAGAUGUCCGAUAGUACUUUGGUCCAACCCGGUUCUGCAUGGCGUGAUGCCUUGAUUUCAAGUGGUCAUGUUGCAUGGCUCUUGGGCUUAUAUGCAGCAUUGAGACAGAAGUUCUCAUGUGAAGAUUACUGGCUUAAUUGUCCUGUUGCGGUUGCUUGCCGAAAGCUUAUUAUACAGUUUUGUUCCUUGACAGGAACCAUAUUUCCUUCUGACAGUGCGCUAAUACAGGAGCAUCAUUUGCUGCUACUAUUAUCUGGGAUAAUCAUGUGGAUUGAUCCACCUGAUGCUGUUUCAAAAGCAAUUCAAUGUGGAAAAAGUGAAAGUGAAAUGCUUGAUGGUUGUCGUGCUUUGUUAUCUAUUGCAACUCUAAUGACCCCUAUCACAUUUGACGGUCUCCUAAAAUCCAUAAGGCCCUUUGGCACGAUUACCCUGUUAUCCAACUUGAUGUGUGAAGUAUUGAAAGUGCUUAUGACUAACAACACAGAUGAGGAGACAUGGAGCUGGCAGGCUCGUGACAUCUUGUUAGAUACGUGGACCACCCUACUUGUGCAAGUAGAAAGUACUGGAGCGAAUGAAUUACUUCCUCCUGAAGGGACCAGUGCUGCUGCCACUCUGUUCGCCUUGAUUGUUGAGUCUGAUCUAAAAAUGGCAUCUGCAUCGGCGAUGGACGAUGAUGAUGAAUCUGAAUAUCUUCAGGCUUCCAUUUCUGCAAUGGAUGAAAGAUUAAGUUCUUAUGCCCUCAUUGCAAGAGCAGCAAUCAACAGCACUGUUACUUUACUCAUAAGGAUGUUCUCUGAACGCUUUGCACGGGUUCAUCAGGGCAGGGGCGCUUUUGAUCUUACUCAAACUCUGGAGGAACUUUACUCUCUGUUGCUAAUAACGGGGCAUGUACUCGCAGAUGAAGGGGAGGGAGAAACACCCUUGGUACCAAAUGCCAUCCAAUCUCAUUUUGUUGAUGCCAUGGAAGUAGACAAGCACCCUAUUAUUCUGCUGUCUAGUUCUAUUAUCAAGUUCGCUGAGCAAAGUUUAGAUCCAGAUAUGAGGGCAUCAGUUUUUAGUCCUCGACUUAUGGAGGCCAUCAUAUGGUUUCUUGGAAGAUGGUCCCAGACAUAUUUAAUGCCUCUUGAUAUUGGAGACAGCAAUUUAAGUUUUGGUCACGGACGCGAGCAUCACCCUCAGCUGCUUCAGUCCAGAAAGGUUUUAUUCAGUUUUUUUGGAGAACAUGGUCAGGGCAAACUUGUACUUGACAUUAUUGUUCGUAUUUCUGUGUCGACACUCAUUUCAUAUCCUGGGGAGAAGGAUUUGCAGGCCCUCACUUGCCACCAGCUACUUCAUGCACUGGUCAGACAAAGAAGUAUUUGUGUUCAUCUAGUUGAACUUGAGUCUUGGCAUGGCCUAGCAAAUGCUUUUGCUAAUGAGAGAGCUUUAUACUUGUUAAACGCUGCUAAUCAGCGUUCACUUGCUCAAACCCUAGUUCUUUCUGCUUCUGGAAUCAGGAAUUCAGAAGCAUCGAAUCAAUAUGUAAGAAAUCUCACUGGUCAUAUGACAUCAUAUCUGGUGGAAAUGUCUAAAAAGAAUGACCUAAAACGUGUUGCUCAACACCCGGAUGUCAUCUUAUAUACCAGUUGCUUGUGGGAGCGGCUUCGUGGAGCAGCCAGUGCGACAGACCCUCGAACUCAAAGGGCAGUUUAUGAAAUGGGUUUCUCUGUAAUGAAUCCUGUUAUAGUUCUUCUUGAGGUGUACAAGCAUGAGUCUGCAGUCGUUUACCUGCUACUUAAAUUUAUUGUCGACUGGGUGGAUGGGCAAAUUGCCUACCUAGAGGCUCAAGAAACCGCUGCUGUUAUUGAUUUUUGUACACGCUUGCUUCAGCUUUACUCAUCUCAGAAUAUAGGCAAGAUAUCAUUGAGUCUUUCAAACAGCUUACUUAGUGAAGAGAAGACUGAAAAGUACAAGGACGUGCGUGCUCUCCUUCAACUUCUAUCUCGUCUUUGUUCGAAAGAUAUGGUUGAUUUCUCGUCAGAUUCAAUUGAAACGCAUGGCACAAAUAUAUCGCAGGUUGUUUAUUUUGGCCUUCACAUAGUUACCCCACUGAUAUCUUUGGACCUACUGAAAUAUCCGAAGCUUUGCCAUGAUUAUUUCUCACUGCUAUCACAUAUGUUGGAGGUUUAUCCUGAAACAUUUGCACAACUAAACAGAGAUGCCUUUGCUCAUGUACUUGGAACUUUAGAUUUUGGUCUUCAUCACCAGGAUGGCGACAUCGUUAGUAUGUGCCUGAGAGCACUGAAAGCUCUUGCAUCCUAUCACUACAAGGAGAUGGGCGCGGGCAAAGUAGGCUUGGGUUCUAAUGCUACAGUUGUCAAGGAUGCAAACCGAAAUUUACAGGAAGGACUUUUAGGUCGGUUCCUUCGUCUGUUGCUCCAGUUACUCCUUUUUGAGGAUUACAGUCCUGAUCUGGUGAGUGGUGCGGCAGAUGCUCUCUUUCCAUUGAUCCUUUGUGAGCAAAGCCUGUACCAGAGUUUCGGAAAUGAGUUGAUUGAAAGGCAGGUGAAUCCGACAUUCAAAGCAAGGCUUGCAAAUGCAUUUCAGAACCUGACAAGCUCAAACCAGCUCUCUUCUACUCUCAAUCGUAUGAACUACCAGAGAUUUAGAAAAAAUCUAAAUAACUUCCUGGUUGAAGUUCGUGGGUUUCUGAGGACAAUAUGAUGCGAGUAAAUCCGCUGUGUAAAAAAAGGGAGAAUCAUUAUCAUCUAAUUUUGCGUGCCAUUAAGGUGAAAGUGAAAUUUUGGGUUCAAAUUGAAAUCCCAAUUUUUGUGGGCAAUAUGUUGUAGUUACUUAUCCAUUGCUUGUUGAUAUUGGACUGAUUGCAAGGAUGAUACCACCCAAUUAGGUAAUUUUUUAGCCAAAAAUUAGUGCGAAGCACAGAUGUUUUUCCAGAUCCAUAUAUUUACUGGCUAUUUCAAUCCUUGGAGUUAUGAGUGUCCCAUUCUUGGCUGGGAACUGAUAGUACAACAAUUUUUGAAGGCCGACCGUAGAUUGAGUAAGGUGAACUUAUUAUGUUCUU
Tripterygium wilfordii is the source of this 4043-nucleotide messenger RNA. RefSeq names its product exportin-4. Bases 164 to 3685 code for a protein of 1173 amino acids. NCBI's taxonomy places the organism in Eukaryota, Viridiplantae, Streptophyta, Magnoliopsida, Celastrales, Celastraceae. The transcript has 32 exons. Gene Ontology annotation, molecular function: small GTPase binding; nuclear export signal receptor activity. Gene Ontology annotation, cellular component: nuclear pore; cytoplasm. The record is from RefSeq and is a predicted model, not a curated record. Gene Ontology annotation, biological process: protein export from nucleus.